GCUUCCGUCCCCAGGGGCGUGAUCAGUGGGUCACUUCCGCUUGCUCAGGUGCCACCGGAGGGGGAGCUGGCCCAGCCCCUUGGAGGCCAGUUGCCACUGUUGAUCAGGGUAAGAAGCAGUUGGCCUCUGCCCCUCCGUCGUGGGCCAGGAGUGGCCUGCGGACACUUGUGCACAGAGACAUGUGUGUAGACGUGCCCUGUCGGUUGUGACAGUGGUGGACUGGAAAUGAGACCCGUCCUCCUGCAGGGGCCGGCAGAGGGCUGGUCACGAAGGCGGGAGAGAACUCUGGGCUACUGAAGAGAAUCAGGCGAGUCCGCGUCCCGGGGAGGAAAGACCAGCAGGGCAUGGGGGACAGGGUACAAGGCAGGGCACAGGGGGCAGGGCAGAAGACAGAGCAGAAGAGAGCGACCCACCCUGCACCAUGCAAGCCAGGCCAGGGGCAGGGGCGAAGAAUUCCUGUGUCUUUUCCCUUUACUUUUGGACCUGGGGAUUGAACCCAGGGGCACUUAACCACUGAGCCACUCCCCAGCCCUUUUUUAUUUUGAGACAGGGCCUCGUCAAGUUGCUGAGGUUGGCCUUGAACUUGUGAUCCUCCUGCCUCAGCCUCUGGGGCUGCUGGGAUUACAGGCGUGGGCCACCACUGUGCCUGGCUAGAAUCUCUAUUUCUGAAACCGGCUGAGGAGUUAGAGACUGUGCUGUGUCUGGGGUGGGAGACUGAAGGGCGUGGAGGAGGGGUGAAGGGACACGCCCUUUCCUCUGUCCGUCAGGAUGUGGUCUAAGUUAAUUUAAAAGGCAUCCUGGCACCGGUUGGGAGGAGAGGCCACCUGGCAGGAAGGCCGCUUGCCAGACAGGCUGGUGGGAGAAGACCGGAACAGAGGAGGGGCUGGAGUGGGCAGCAGGGUCACGGCAGCAGGCGCCGGGCAGGUGGCACUGGGGGGCUCUGAGCCGUCUCAGCAACUGCCACCUCAGUCACAGGACAUCAGGGAGGUCUGACCACUGGCCAAGGCCACAGACCCCACUGGGAGUGGCCUGAACACAGUCUUGGACCCCCGGGGUCAUGCAGAAUGGACUGGGGGGACUGAGGCGCUCUGUGAUUUCCAUGAUGGUCUUGAAGUAAAAGCACACUCAGGUCCCAGGUCCCAGAUCCAGGCACCUCCCGCAGCCAAGGGGUGACCCAAGGCUGGGUGGGGGGGCAAAACAGGGGUCCAGACCCCCGCCUUGGGAAGGGGCACUGUGGGCCCGCAUUCAGGAGCUUCCCCUCUGAAGCAGGGUGGUCAUCCUGAGUCGUGAGCCGACCUCUCGGAUCCUCCAUGUGUCCAGCUCACUCAGCACUCAAGGCGCCGUGGACGGAGCACAAGCGUGUCUGCUGGCCGGGGUUCUGUCCAGGUGAAGACCCCCCGAAGCGUCGUGAAGGACAGGCCGUGGAGGCGUAUUCACGUGGUGGACCCCACACGGCAAGCCGAAGGCCCCAGGCGCAGCACAGGAGCUGGCCGUGGUCAGGGAUGUCACAGCAUCGUGGGAAGAACUCAAGAAGCACAAGUCUGGAUCUGACCUCCUCAGAGGACGCGAGGACAAGAGACCCCAGCUGGAGACCAGGAAAGGACAGAGGGACGGAAGGGACCAGAAUAUGCCGGAAUGAUCCAGGAGGAGCAGGGCAGGGACCAUGCUGGCCGUCCCCGUGGACCUGGAGAGUCGGCGGCUGAGGCAGGACAACAAGCCCAGCUCCUCAGCGCGACCUCAGACCCUCACCUCUCAGGAGGGGGGACUUCGGGGUCCUUCUAACGUCCCCCCCCCCCCCCCCGGGGCUCUUCUGCAGCUGCAGGAGAGAGAGCACAAUGAAUGAACUUCCGGCUCCUGGGGGGGGAGAGGGGAGAGACUAACUCUGCCGGGAACCGCUGGGGUUGGAAUUUUCUUCUCCCUUCGUCCCCACCACAAACCGUCCCUCUCCUGGCCACUGGGCUGUGGGCUCUCCUUGCCUGGCAGAGAAGCCGCUGCAAAUGAGCUCCGUGAGGCAAGAGGGCUGUGCUCCUUCCCCUGGUCCUACGCUGUGAGCAAAGUGACACAUGCAGCACAGCAGGCUGCCGUGGGGCCAGCCAGUGUGGACUACACCGGCGUGAGUCACUCUGCACCAUCCACCAGAGUCCAGCCUGCUCUGAACUGAGAGGAACUUUUAUUUCCAUCAGCUGCUGACUGCUCCUCCUGACUGCGGCGUGUCUGCAAAUACAGGUGCUCCCACUGCUCCCGGGCAGGGACAUCUCCGGCCAUGCCAGUGCCUUCGGGAGAUGGGGUCCUGGGCCUCGGACACCCUCACGGUGGCUCCUACAGCCCCCUGAGCCAGCUCCUGCCGGGCCCCCUGGAGACUCGGUCCGCCAAGGGCCUGUACUACCGCAGGGCCCGGAGGCUGGGCGCGCUGGAGGCCCCCCCGGAGGCGGACCUCAAGAAGGAAGUCCUGGUCAACGUCGGGGGCCACCGGUUCCUGCUGCCCUGGAGCACGCUGGACGCGUUCCCGCUGAGCCGCCUGAGCCAGCUCCGGCUCUGCCGCAGCCGCGAGGAGAUCGGGCAGCUGUGCGACGACUUCGACGAGGACACCCAGGAGUUCUUCUUCGACAGGAGCCCCAGCGCCUUCGCGGUGAUCGCGAGCUUCCUGGCGGCCGGGAAGCUGGUGCUCCUGCAGGACACGUGCGCGCUGUCCUUCCGGGAGGAGCUGGCCUACUGGGGCGUCGCGGAGGGCAGCCUGGAGCGCUGCUGCCUGCGCAGGCUGCUCGGGAGGCUGGAGGAGGCGGCCGAGCUGCGCCGCGAGGAGGCCCUGCAGCGGCAGCGCGAGGCCGGCCACCCCGCGGGGCGCAGCUCGCGCUGGGGGCUGUGCAUGAGGCAGCUGGGCGACAUGGUGGAGAACCCGCGCUCCGGGCUGCCGGGAAAGGUCUUCGCCUGCCUCUCCGUCCUCUUCGUGGCCACCACGGCCGUCAGCCUGUGCGUGAGCACCAUGCCCGACCUCAGGGCCGAGGAGGACAAGGGCGAAUGUUCUCACAAAUGCUACUACAUCUUCGUGGUGGAGACCAUCUGCGUGGCCUGGUUCUCCCUGGAGUUCUGCCUGCGGUUCGUCCAGGCCCGGAACAAGUGCCAGUUCUUCCAGGGGCCGCUGAACAUCAUCGACAUCCUAGCCAUCUCCCCGUACUACGUGUCGCUGGCGGUGUCCGAGGAACCCCCGGAGGACGGCGAGAGGCCGCCGAGCAGCAGCUCCUACCUGGAGAAGGUGGGGCUGGUGCUGCGCGUGCUGCGGGCGCUGCGCAUCCUCUACGUGAUGCGCCUGGCGCGCCACUCGCUGGGGCUGCAGACACUGGGCCUCACAGUGCGGCGCUGUGCGCGGGAGUUCGGGCUGCUGCUCCUCUUCCUGGCCGUGGCGGUCACCCUCUUCUCCCCUCUGGUCUACUUGGCGGAGAAUGAGUCCGGCCGGGUCCUGGAGUUCACCAGCAUUCCUGCUUCCUAUUGGUGGGCCAUCAUCUCCAUGACAACGGUGGGCUACGGGGACAUGGUGCCCCGCAGCGUGCCAGGCCAGAUGGUGGCCCUCAGCAGCAUCCUGAGCGGGAUCCUCAUCAUGGCCUUCCCGGCCACGUCCAUCUUCCACACCUUCUCCCACUCCUACCUGGAGCUCAAGAAGGAGCAGGAGUGGCUGCAGGCCCGCCUCCGCCGCCUCCAACACACCAACUCUGACAGCGAACAUGAGCUCCUCGCCGACGUGGACGACCUGAUGCUGGAGGGCCCCGCCUUGCCGGUCCCCCAAGUGUAGCUCAGAAUCCCUCCUGAAUGCACCCUGUAGCUCCAGCCCAUCCCUCUCGCUGAACCAAGCUCCAGAACCCUGGGGUAGACCAACUGGCCGCAGGUCUCCAGAGCUCCAGAGAGCCUCCCAAAGCAAGGAGGCUGCCCGGCCAAAGAUGUCUGUCGCUGUGAUCUUUGGCGCUCAUGGCCUCCAGAUCCAGGCCAGCCUUCCCCAGCCACCUGCCUCCUCCCUUCCUGCCCAUCUGCUGAGCACAGCCCAUCCUCCUGAGCCGGGCCCAUCUCCCUGCCUUCUCUCUUCUCCCCAGCAGCCUGCAGCAUCCCACUCUGGGACCUGAUGCCCACAGAACUGGUUAAAUGACGAGCCUGCAGAAUCCCACUCUUCCCUAGGACCUGCUUUCUUGGGCCACAUCACCACGGGGAAACCCUUCUGCUAGACCCCCGCCCAGCUCCACGUGCUCCGUGGGGCACC
Messenger RNA from Marmota monax (woodchuck), 4246 nucleotides. It is a transcript of the gene Kcng4, whose product is annotated as potassium voltage-gated channel modifier subfamily G member 4. Gene Ontology annotation, molecular function: delayed rectifier potassium channel activity. Gene Ontology annotation, cellular component: voltage-gated potassium channel complex; membrane. Gene Ontology annotation, biological process: potassium ion transmembrane transport; protein homooligomerization. The record is from RefSeq and is a predicted model, not a curated record. Lineage: Eukaryota; Metazoa; Chordata; Mammalia; Rodentia; Sciuridae. Bases 2264 to 3787 code for a protein of 507 amino acids. The transcript has 6 exons.